Molecule: messenger RNA, 408 nt
Organism: Tarenaya hassleriana
Lineage: Eukaryota; Viridiplantae; Streptophyta; Magnoliopsida; Brassicales; Cleomaceae
Product: cysteine-rich and transmembrane domain-containing protein A-like
Exons: 3
Coding region: 119-340 (73 amino acids)
Cellular component (GO): plasma membrane
Source: RefSeq, a predicted model, not a curated record
GUGUGAGUGUAUAUAUAUAUACCCAUAUGGUGUAUGUAAAGAUUUGCCAAUCGUCGUUGGAUAUAAACGAGCAUACAUACAAAACUUCCUUCCCCCUUCAAAACAGAGCGUUUCAAAGAUGAGCCAGUACAAUCAGUACCAAACUGCAGGAGCGUACCCUCCGCCGCCGGUGUCGACCGGUCCGUACGUGGCACCGCCGCCGGUUGGUUAUCCGACGAGGGACACGUCUCAUCAACCGGUGGCUCCUUCUAAAGUCGAGACCAAGUCCAAGGGUGAUGGCUUCUGGAAAGGCUGUUGCGCGGCUCUGUGUUGCUGCUGUGUACUCGAUGCCUGUUUCUGAGGAGCCAACAUGAAUUGGGAAUUAUGCAGUGAUUUGUUCUCCCUUCUUCACGCACCAUUGUUUUUUUU